AUGGGCUGCCUUAUGGGAACCUUGGCAUAUCUUCUUGUCGCUUCCACUGUUCCAGGGCCUGGAGGAAAGGAGGAGAUGGCUGGCCAGCCGAUGCCUUACGCCGCGAACUACAACUACCCAAACCAGGGGUACGGUGGCUACCAGCAAGUCUAUGAGCAGCAGUAUGCACCGGGACAGGUCUGCCAGCCUAACAGAUACGAGAAU
Molecule: messenger RNA, 204 nt
Organism: Symbiodinium sp. CCMP2456
Lineage: Eukaryota; Dinophyceae; Suessiales; Symbiodiniaceae
Source: the annotation of a GenBank genome assembly